Molecule: messenger RNA, 357 nt
Organism: Verticillium nonalfalfae
Lineage: Eukaryota; Fungi; Ascomycota; Sordariomycetes; Glomerellales; Plectosphaerellaceae
Exons: 4
Coding region: 1-357 (118 amino acids)
Source: RefSeq, a predicted model, not a curated record
AUGCCCCAGGACAUGCCGCCCGUGGGCGGCUACAAUGCCGUUCAAUACAAGCGCAACCUCCCCGCCCGCGGCUUCCGCCCUGGAAUCCUCCUCCUCGGAAUGGGCGCCGUCAUGGGCUACGGCUGGUACAAGCUGAUCAAGGGCAUCCGCGAGGCCAACGAGCUCGCCCGUGAGAAGAUGUGGGCGCGCAUCCACCUCAUUCCUCUCCUCCAGGCCGAGGAGGACCGUGACCAGAUCCGCCGAUGGUACGCCGACCAGGCGCGCGAGAAGGAGCUGCUGGGCGAGAACACGCGUGUGUACCACACGGACAGGUUUGUCCGACCCACGUUCGCUGUUGCGCCGGAGAAGACGAAAUAG